AGUAGUCCGUGAACCACUGUAUACAACUAAUACCACCAAUAAAUUUAUUUAUUCGGAAUUCUACUAGUGACGCGUCAUCCUAUAGGUAUGGGUGGGAAAAAAUCCGUGCGGGUUUAAACUGAAAAUUUUUUAAAGUUUAAUAUUAGUAAUAUAUUGUUUUUGCGCCCCUAUUAAUGGUGUCUUCAAAAUGACGAACAACGGCUUUACACCAAGUUGUGAAUUUUAUGCUGCUUAUAAUGGAAAGAUUGGAUAUGAUAACAAGGCGAUGGUGACGCCGUUGCCAUCUGGCGGCCAUCAACCGAGCGUCCGCAUAAAUCUUACAGAAACCGAUAAAAGCACCGCGGCACAGGCGGCGCCAACUAGGAGCAAAUUUAGGAACACGUGUCGCGUGCCGCACACGAUCAAUGCCGUAUUGGGUGUCAUAGUUAUAUCGGCAAUAAUCUUAUUAGAGCUAGGCUUCAUCCCAGCCAUAAGGUCAGGAUUCCACUGCAAAGACCCCACACUAUCACACAAAUACACUGGAGACACCAUAAGAACAGCUUUUUUAUUAUUAGGAAGUUUAAUAAUAGUACCAUUCGCUGUCCUAUUUUUAAUUGAAUAUCUUAGAAAAGAGCCUGCUUCCAGGAUCUGCUAUCGGGAGAUUUGGUUCUUUUACAAAGAAUUCUUUACAGGGUGUGCCUUAGUGCUACUCCUAACUGAAAUACUUAAAAAUUUAGUGGGGGAGCAUCGGCCCCAUUUUUUUGACUCCUGCCAGCCGAACACUGCGGAUAAUUGUACUGCCGGACAGUACAUACCCAGUUAUCAGUGUAAAGAGUCAAAGUUCAGCAGGAUGUUUAUGGCUGACUUGUCGAAGAGUUUUCCAAGUGGGCAUGCCUCACUUAGUUGUUUUGUUAGUGUAUUUUAUUCGUAUAUAAUACAAACAAGACUACCAACCAUGCAAACUGGCCGCGUCUUCAAACCGUUCCUCAUCUCUGUCGUCCUUACGUGGGCACUGGUGUGUUCUUUCUCGAGGAUAACGGACAAACGCCACCAUUGGUGGGACGUGGGGGUGGGUAUGCUGAUGGGUAUCCUCACAGCCUUCUACUCCCUAGGGGUGAUCCAUAGGGAAUUAAGACAAUCCGGGAUACCUAGGGUGGCGACGUCCACCACGACCCUGCUAGACGUUAAAAAUAAGAACGCUAAAAGUGAAAUUAUUUAGUUGUGAUAAUUCAGUAUUGAGAUGUAGGUAAGACAAUUUUAUUAAUCUAGUCUCAUUUCCUUGUACUAUUAAGAAAUUAAUAUUGUGUGUACUAGCUUUAUAGGAUAUAUUGUGAAGUACAACUUAUUAUAUAUACAUAUACGCAGCUUUGUACUACUUUUCCGUACUAAACGUGACUUUAUAUACAUAUUUUGACCACUUUUCACAGAAUUUAUAUAAAAUAAGCCAGUAUAUAUACAUAUAGGUUAUUUUCACAGAUUUUUGUACAGCUUUUUACCAUUAUGUUGACCAAUUUGUUGUAAAUAUUAUUAUUUUUUUGUUUAUAUAUGAAUGCGAGCUUAUAGAGAGAAUGUCGAUUUAAUUUUUAAGUUAUUAAGUUUGUAAAUAUGUAUGAGAGUUUGGAGGUGAUUAAACAAGGAUUUUUUGAUAA
Anthonomus grandis grandis is the source of this 1628-nucleotide messenger RNA. Its product is annotated as phospholipid phosphatase 3-like. NCBI's taxonomy places the organism in Eukaryota, Metazoa, Arthropoda, Insecta, Coleoptera, Curculionidae. The transcript is spliced from 5 exons. Gene Ontology annotation, molecular function: phosphatidate phosphatase activity. Bases 188 to 1198 code for a protein of 336 amino acids. The record is from RefSeq and is a predicted model, not a curated record. Gene Ontology annotation, biological process: phospholipid metabolic process; signal transduction; phospholipid dephosphorylation.